Glycine soja is the source of this 777-nucleotide messenger RNA. Its product is annotated as 60S ribosomal protein L27a-3-like. The record is from RefSeq and is a predicted model, not a curated record. Gene Ontology annotation, biological process: translation. Gene Ontology annotation, cellular component: cytosolic large ribosomal subunit; ribosome. The coding region runs from base 65 to 508 and encodes 147 amino acids. NCBI's taxonomy places the organism in Eukaryota, Viridiplantae, Streptophyta, Magnoliopsida, Fabales, Fabaceae. Gene Ontology annotation, molecular function: structural constituent of ribosome. The transcript has a single exon.
CCUAAUCCUCCUCUCAGAGCUGCAAGGGAUCAACUGAGGAGAGUGAGAGAAAAGAGAAGAGAAGAUGACAACACGCUUCAAGAAGAACAGGAAGAAGAGGGGCCACGUCAGCGCUGGCCACGGUCGAAUCGGAAAGCACAGGAAGCACCCUGGAGGACGCGGUAACGCCGGAGGCAUGCACCACCACAGGAUCCUCUUCGACAAAUACCACCCUGGGUUCUUCGGCAAGGUAGGAAUGCGCUAUUUUCACAAGCUUCGCAACAAAUUCUACUCUCCGAUCCUCAACAUCGACAAGCUGUGGUCCCUGGUCCCGCAAGAAGUGAAGGACAAGGCCUCCAAGGAGAACAAGGCGCCGCUCAUCGACGUCACGCAGUUCGGGUACUUUAAGGUUCUCGGAAAGGGCGUUUUGCCGCAGAACCAGCCCGUUGUGGUCAAGGCCAAGCUUAUUUCCAAGAUCGCUGAGAAGAAGAUCAAAGAGGCUGGCGGCGCCGUUGUUCUCACCGCUUGAAUUUGACGGUAUCACUUUUUUGAACGAUUUAGGUUUUGUUCUGAUACGUUUUGUUUUGGAUUAUGUUGUUGUUUAGUCUCUGCUAUAUUUCAGGAUUAAAUUGAAGGUUUUAUUAUUUUAAUUUGCGCGAUUAACUAUGCCAGCCUGAUGACAUUAGAAUCUAUCGAAAUUGUUAAAAUUGAGCAUGUUAGCUUUCGUAUUAUUGGACCUAUGACAUUUGAAAUUAGGUUUUUUGCUAUGGAUUGAACUUCACCCUAGGGGUUUUGUUC